Penicillium brevicompactum is the source of this 2142-nucleotide messenger RNA. RefSeq lists its product as uncharacterized. Bases 1 to 2142 code for a protein of 713 amino acids. Gene Ontology annotation, cellular component: chromatin. Gene Ontology annotation, biological process: DNA-templated transcription; regulation of transcription by RNA polymerase II. The record is from RefSeq and is a predicted model, not a curated record. Gene Ontology annotation, molecular function: DNA-binding transcription factor activity, RNA polymerase II-specific; zinc ion binding; RNA polymerase II cis-regulatory region sequence-specific DNA binding. The transcript is spliced from 5 exons. Lineage: Eukaryota; Fungi; Ascomycota; Eurotiomycetes; Eurotiales; Aspergillaceae.
AUGGAAUCUCCAUGCGAGACACCGAAAACCACAGACAAGAGGAAGCCUCGGACCUGCCCUCACUGUAAACGUCAUUUCCGUCGCCACGAACACCUCCAACGGCACAUUCGGAUUCAUACAAAUGAGAAGCCAUAUAAGUGUGUAUGCGGUGCCUCCUUUGGGCGCCGAGAUCUGCUCAAGCGACAUGAGGACAUUGGCCAUUCUCCAAUCACCCCUUCAACGCAGGAACCAUCGCCUGUGACUCUCAAUGAUGGCCACGGCCUGCAACCACAUGGAGAUGAAGUAUCCACCAUACAAAGCUCUGACACAUCCCUAUGGGAACUUCCUAGUCUCCAGGGCGCAGGUGCCCCUACUGGCUCCAUUGACCAACAAGGACACUACCCGGGGUACUCACUCGAAGAUUCGAUGUUCAAUCCUCAGGAUCUCCUAGUGUUACAAGACUUGGAAUCUUUCAGUCAUAAUAUGGGCCUCAGCACUGAAUGGGUCCUCCCCACUGAACCGAGUAUUGUGCAAAUAUUUGCCGGGGAAUCUAGACUGAAUCCCACGCCUGGCCAUACGACUAGAGACUUAUCACAGGAGCAACCCUCCCAUGAGAGCCAUAGCCAGUCUUUAAGCCAGCUUCCCAUAGAACGAGAGAAUGCUAAUACUCAGAAUACAAAUAAAGCCGAGUUUGGCGUAUUGACUCUGCCGAUUUUGAGGGUUACUGAGGACCACCGUAAUCGUCUGCUGCAAGCCCUGGGAGACUCUCAGACUACCAUUUCUCAAUCUGCCUUUCCUUCUUGCCACUCACUCACUAGAUUUGUCAAUGGCUUCUUCGAUGGAUUUUACCCCCAUAUACCAGUCGUGCAUCUCCCGACUUUCAGACUGGAAGACACUGAGCCUGAAAUCAUUUUGUCGAUGGCCGCGAUAGGUGCCCAGUAUCGACAUGAGCACCGAAAAGCAGUCUUUCUUUUUUAUGCUGCAAAAUCCACUCUUCAGCGAAAUACCCAGGAAAGAGAACGGAAAGAGAUGGAUCGACGUCUUUACUCUGAGGAUACCUCACCAAGCGAUCCGGACCGACGAGCCAAGCAAUAUAGAGAGCUCAUGCGCGAGGCGCGAUGUGCUCUCUAUCUCAUUGCAUUUGCGACGUGGCAAAGCGAGCAAGAUAUCGUGAGAGAGGCAUUCAAUCUCCAGAGUCUUCUCGCGAGGUGCGUGAGAGAGUGUCAACUGGUGGAAUCCCAAGAGUCACAGCAAGAGCCUCCAAGCUGGCAGUCUUGGAUACAGCAGGAGAUGGACAGGAGACUCAAACUUUUCUCUUAUUGCCUUUUGAAUAUCCAUUGCAUCGCAUUUGGCACUCCACCGGUGAUUUUGAGUGAUGAACUACAGCUUCGUUUGCCGUGUUCCUGUUUCGAAUGGAUCGCUCCAAGUCCGGAAAAAUGGGCGAAGGUGUACAAAUCAGGAAAUGCACGGCAAAUGUAUGUGCAAGAAGCCCUCUCACAUCUCAUGAAAGGCUCAAAAGAGCCACAACUACUUAACUCGCAGCCCGUGCCAUCCCCUCUGGCAAAUUACCUUCUUCUACAUGCUCUUAUUCAACGCAUCAUGCUUGUCCAACAGGCAUUCAAUCCAUACACUGACGAAGAUCAUAACUUACUCAAUCACCAAAAAGAAACCAUUCGAAAUGCUCUCCAUGCAUGGACGUCUCAGUGGCAACGAGCUCCCGAAUCAAGCCUCGAUCCGCGCAACCCCAACGGACCAGUGACAUUCACUUCAACAGCAUUGCUAGGCCUUGCAUACGUUAGACUCGCGCUUAAUAUUGGCUCAUACAAAAUACUUGGGACUCGAGAUCCACAGGAAAUUGCAAACCGAUUACUCCAAAUGCCACGUCUGCCAGCGGGCCCUCACCUACUGCCGGCCAUAUUGCACGCUACACAUGCGUUAAGCAUACCCGUUAAGCUAGGCGUCAACUACGUUGCAAGAAGCCACGCUUUUGUAUGGAGUAUCCAGCACUCAAUAUGUGGAUUGGAAUUCGCCAUCUUCCUUAGCAAAUGGCUGUUUUGUAUAUCUAAUUGUCAAAAGACAAGACCGCUGGAUGGUAUGUACUCGCCGUGUCCAAAUAAUUUCGACAGAAAAUGCUCACGCGCACAGAACAUGAGAGUCGUCUGA